Molecule: messenger RNA, 2537 nt
Organism: Oncorhynchus tshawytscha (Chinook salmon)
Lineage: Eukaryota; Metazoa; Chordata; Actinopteri; Salmoniformes; Salmonidae
Product: ubiquitin-associated protein 2-like
Exons: 19
Coding region: 180-2330 (716 amino acids)
Cellular component (GO): cytoplasm; nucleus
Molecular function (GO): protein binding
Source: RefSeq, a predicted model, not a curated record
UACACCAGCAGAGUGCGUAAAACAACCUGAUCUGCUAGACCUGUUAUGAGUGGCUGGUUCGGUUAUUCGGGGUUGAACGACGGCGCGGUGUGUCACGUGACGGCAUCUGCUGCUGGCUGAGUGAAGCGUGUUAGCAGAUUUUUCUAUUUUGUACAUACAUUGUUUUGUAUAUACUGUAUAUGAUGACUUCAGUGGUCAGCAAUCCAGCUCGAGGAACUCGAGACAGAGCGCUGCCCACCACCACACAAACCACACAGCCACAAAAACAGAUACAGGCCACAGCGGAACAGAUUCGGCUUGCCCAGAUGAUCUACGACAAAAAUGAUGCCGACUUUGAGGAUAAGGUCAAACAGCUGAUUGAGGUGACUGGGAAGACCCAAGAUGAGUGUAUGGUGGCCCUCCAUGACUGCAACGAGGAUGUCAACAGAGCCAUCAAUUUCCUGCUGGAAAGCACCUCUGACACGACCUCCUGGGAGACAGUUGGGAAAAAGGCGCGAGGCCCCGGGAAGGAGGGAGGACCCUCUGAGACGAAGGACAACCGAGAGAAGAGGGAUCGCGAGGCAAGCCGGGGCCGCGGGGGUCCCAACAGGAGGGGCCGUGGAACCAGCCGUAGCCGAGAAGUGCGGUCAGAGGAGAAUGUGUUUGAAAUGGGUCCUGGAGAUAGAGGGGCAGACCGUGGUCGCAGGGGUAGAGGCGUUGCUGGUAGAGGGUCGGGGGGUCGCGGCAGAGGAAGAGCAGCUGGUGGGAGCCGGUUCUCCUCUCAGGGGAUGGGACGAACCCCUACACAACCCCUCUUCGCCUCCAGACUCUUCAACCCUGCUGACUACAAUGCCAACUCGGGCGCGUCUCGCCAGGAAACCUGGGAAACUGAGGGGAUCGACGAUGGAACAGGAGGAACAUGGCGAGGCACCUUAGAAGACUGGGCUGCGGAAGACUGGAAUGAGGAUCUGUCUGAGACCAAAGUGUUCACUGCCUCUGCAAACCACCUCACGCCUGGACACAAUGUGGACUUAGGCUUGCUGCUGCCCAAGACGGGCGGCAUGGAGGCUGAGCUAGGUGGCAUGGAGCCCCCCGCCGCCGAGGGCCUCGGGGGUCAGAGCCUGGUAUUCACCAACUCUCAUCACAAUGGCACUCGCACCGCCACACACAGCUACGCCAGUGCCGCCGCCAACAGCUACGCCCCCGCCGCCCUGUCCUCAGUCCUGGGCUCUGGUUUUGGGACUCUGAGUGGGCCCAAGCCACCCCCGGAUGAGGUCAGGAUACCAGAGCAGCUCAACGGGCCCCGGCUCGCCCCGCGGCCCAAUCAGCAGCUGGUCACAGCGGGCAACGCCAGUGUCGCCAAAGAAUCCGGUCCACCUGCAGUUGAAGUCCCCUCGCCCAUUUCCGCCAGCGAAUUCAAGGCCCCAAGAGUGGAGCAUGGCCCAGUUCCAACCUCUCAACUUAAGACACACGCAGUGGAUCUGAAGAUGCAGCCGGAACCAUCCCCUGUCCUCAGCAAACUGGCCCAGCGGCAGCAGCAGGCCCAGCAGAGCUCUCUGCCCCAGGCAGAGCCUCUGUCUCUUCCCCCCUCAGUCCCCACUCCCCCAGGCCAUGGCCACUACGACGCCGGGCCCCCGCCUCCCAGAGACGGGCCUUCCCCCGGGGUCAAGCUGGCUCUCGACCACCAGGCCCCCAUGGCUGAACCCCCACAGAGGCAGAUCAAGACCCAAAGACGCAGAGUACCACCUCCCUCCAAGAUCCCCUCGUCUGCAGUGGAGAUGCCAGGCUCGGCAGACGUGUCUGGUCUCAACGUGCAGUUUGGGGCUCUGGACUUUGGCUCGGAGCCCAGUGUAACUGACAUGGGCCAACAGGCCGAGUCUGCCAGGGAGCCAGCCUCCACAGCUGUACCUCAACCCCAGAUUAGCUUGUUCUCAAAACCUGGACCUGUCAGUGAGCCCCUGGGCAGCUUGCCAUCCAUGCCUCCUGUGUCGGACCCCAGUUUCCCUUCCCCGUCUCUGGGCUUGCCCAGUGCCACGCCUUCCCCCUCCCUGGGUCUCCCCAGCGCCGCUCCGCCCUCCUCCAACCCCUCGUGUAGCAGAGUGGACAGUGGCCCUCCGCGGAGCUUGCCCUCGCACCUGGGCUACUCCCAGAGCAAAGACUCCCCCUCCGCCCCCCUCACCAAUGGCUAUUGUGGCAUGAGGACACAGGGCCCACAGGACUCAACGACAUUGGCCUCUCAUACCCAAAAGUCAGAGUCGCCCCCCAUGAGCAGUGAAAGUGGCCACCAUGUUCCCUCCCCGGCCCCCAUGCCCUCCCACUCCGCCCCCUGCCAUCCCUCAGCAGUCAUGUGACCAGUACAUACUCGUCAGGAUCUGCCCUCUCCACUAGCUCCUCCCUCACGAUGACCAGUGAGGAGAACAGCAGUCUCCAUGCCUUCUCCUCCUCAAGCCCUUCGAUCAACGCCACUGUUAGCAGCUCCAAUGGCAUGAUGCACGGCCCCGGAGGACUUGGUCUGACUGGCAACGCCGCCCUCUCACCCGCCGGGCGCACCGCCCAAC